AUGGGGGACUGGAACUUUCUGGGAGGAAUCCUCGAGGAGGUUCAUAUCCACUCCUCUAUGGUGGGAAAGAUCUGGCUCACUGUUCUCUUCAUCUUCCGCAUGCUAGUGCUUGGAGUGGCAGCUGAGGACGUGUGGAACGAUGAACAGGACGACUUCAUCUGCAACACGCAGCAGCCUGGCUGCAGAAAUGUCUGCUACGACUGCGCCUUCCCGAUCUCCCUCAUCCGCUACUGGGUGCUGCAGGUGAUCUUCGUCUCCUCACCGUCAUUAGUGUACAUGGGACAUGCAAUCUACCGACUCCGUGCACUGGAGAAGCAGCGGCAUUGCAGGAAAGCGGCGCUGCGACGCGAGCUUGAAGCGUUGGAAUCAGACCUAAUGGAGGCCCGCCGACAUUUGGAGAGGGAACUGAAGCGGCUUGAGCAAGGAAAAUUAAACAAAGCACCACUGAGAGGCUCAUUAUUGCGCACUUACGUUGCUCACAUCGUGACCCGAUCGUCAGUGGAGGUGGGCUUCAUGCUGGGUCAACACCUGCUCUAUGGAAACCAUCUUGAACCGCUGUACAGGUGUGAUCAGGAGCCAUGCCCAAACUCAGUGGACUGUUUCGUGUCACGGCCAACAGAAAAAAGCAUGUUCAUGGUGUUUAUGCAGAUCAUCGCAGCUGUUUCGCUGUUUCUCAGCCUACUGGAAAUCGUGCAUUUGGGAUACAAGAAGGUGAAAAGAGGAAUUCUAGAUUAUUACACUCACGUUAAGGACGAUUUGGAUGAUUAUUGUGGAAGCAAAUCGAAAAAGAACUCUGUGAUGCAACCGGUUUGUGUGAGCCAGGGACGCAAAGUCACCAUUCCCACAGCUCCGACCGGAGGAUACAUGCUCCUGAUGGAAAAAAAACAAGCUAAUGGCCCUUCUUUCCCACCUCUCAUUGGUUCUCCAUCCACAUUCCUUCAAUGUGGGGCCAAAAGAGGUUUGGAGGGGCAAAACGAGGGCAAAGACAGUGUUCCAAGUCCAACUGAGCACACAAGCAGCUGCACCCUCUCUCCUCACAAACUUAAACAACUAGGGACUGAGAACGCCACAUACCCAACACUUCCUACCACCGACUCAACGUCCUGUCCCACUUCCUGUCCCAAUGGCGCAGCAUGGAAACUGCAGCGCAUCAGCAGCACGGUGAUGGAAGGAAACGGGGAAAACGGGGAGUUCUGUAACUGUUCUACGGGAACUCAGCAGUAUGAUUUUACAGCAAAAUACAACAAAUGCACAUCCAAAUCAGAGUCAGUGUGUGACGUAAGCUCUGAGUCACGCCGAAGCCCCGCCCUCUCGCCAAACCGUCGUACCUCAUUGGUCAGCACUGUGAGCAGCAGGAGAGCCACAGACCUACAGAUCUGAAACAACUUUAAGCAAUGAUGUUUCCAUGUUUAAAUAUAAAAACUGUGAUGAAUAAAGGGUUACACGUGCUGAAGUCUCUACAGAUGAUCUAGUGUUCUUCUCAUUUCCUGUUUCUCUUAUUUCCACACGUGUGUCAGCAGCAUAGGACAUGACUUCAGUAUUUAUACUGACAGACGCAGAAAAGUUACACGUGAAUUUAUAAUAGAUGUACUGCUAUAAAAUCAAACAAACCAGCACUUAACCCUGCUCAAUACUGACCACUACAGGAGGAGUAAUAUUAUUAAACUCAUACUCUGCAUGUUUAGAUUCAGCUGCUGCAUUUUCAUUAUAAACCAAUGAUCAGUGUGUGCUUUCAUUCUCCUGCUCAUGCUGAUAAACUGCUCAGAUACAAGAAAAAAGUCUGAAGUGGGUCAAAAAUGUGCUGCAAAUGGAUUCAGAACAAUGACUCAUUUCAUUUAACACACACA
Molecule: messenger RNA, 1847 nt
Organism: Ictalurus punctatus (channel catfish)
Lineage: Eukaryota; Metazoa; Chordata; Actinopteri; Siluriformes; Ictaluridae
Product: gap junction alpha-9 protein
Exons: 3
Coding region: 1-1380 (459 amino acids)
Biological process (GO): cell communication
Cellular component (GO): connexin complex
Source: RefSeq, a predicted model, not a curated record